AUGAGUGAGCGCUCCGGUGCAAGCACUCUAGCGGCCAUGACGCUGGAGGAGCCAGGGGCUGAACAGGCAUCUCCCCGAGCUCCGGGCCCACUCCGCUGUGGCCCCUGUGCUGUGUGGCCUCGCCAGCAGACGUGGCUGUGCGCUGUGCCCCUGGUAAUGGGUUUUGUGGGACUGGGACUCAGUCUCAUGCUGCUGAAAUGGAUUGUGGUGGGAUCUGUCCAAGACUAUGUCCCCACUGAUCUGGUGGAUCCUAAAGGUAGCAUCGGACAGGACCCUAUAUUUCUUUCCAAACCCAGUGCCAUGCCCAAGGGGCCCGACAUUUCCACCGCAACCACUACUUCAGCUGCGGCUACCACAGCAAUGGUGGCAACCACCACGCCUCUAGCCGCGGACGGUACCGCUCCAGCGCCAAGAACUCGAUCGGGGCCACCAGCAAACCACUCAGCCAAUGGCAGCACUGCCAAUGGAGACGGCAACCGCGCCCCACACCUCCACAACCGCGUUGGCACUCGCAUUAGUGGGACUGUGGUUACCACUUCCACCACCCGCGCCACCCGGCUCACCCCACCACCCAGUGGUAAGGAGGUCACCCCUCGCAGCACUGUCAGAAAAGGAAGCAGCGCCAGUGAUGGACGUAACGGAGCUGCCAACUCAAAGCCAGGACACCCUUCUGCUACCAUCACCACAACAGCACCCACCACAACCACAGCAACUGUGAAGACCACCGCCAAGGUGCAGCCGACCACCACCCAGCCGGUCAAGGCCACGACACGCUGGAAUCACGGGCGCCCAGGAAAGGGUCCAACCACACGCCCACACCACCGCUUCCGAACACCAGUGCCCCCCACACUUCCUAGUCUACGUUCAGAGGUCUUCAAGCCAUGUGUGGAAGACAAGGACCUGGCCUUUUGUCUAAAUGAGGGAGAGUGCUCCAUCAUUGAAACCGUGGCUGGGGUUCACAGACACUGCAGGUGUAAGGAGGGCUACCAUGGACUACGCUGUGACCAGUUUGUACCCAAGACAGAUGCUAUCUUGUCAGACCCAACGGAUGAACUUGGGAUCGAAUUCAUGGAGAGUGGUGACACCUACCAGAGGCAGGUGCUGUCCAUCUUCAGCAUUGCCUCGGGGAUCUGUCUUCUUGGAGUGGCAUGUAUGGCUCUCUACCACCGCAACAAACGGCACAGGGAAAAACUCCAGGCUCAUUUCUCUGAUAGCCGCAGCCUGAGGGAUUGCAGCAUCAACGCCUCCGGCCUCAUGUCCAAGUCCACUCCCAGGCUUCAGUACAGCCUCCAGUUCCAAAAGAGCUGCAGUUCUCACGGAUCGUCUGUCAAGGACGGCAGCGUGGCACCGGGAACGUCAGCAGCAGCGCCUCCCAUUCUCAGCAGAGCGCUGUCCAAAGGCAAACGCUUCAGGAGUAGCUCUCUUUCGCUCAGUCCUGCCCAACAACGGAGGGAGAAUAAUUACUUCAGGACACCGCCCGUUUCCAGAGGGAGACACAAAAUAGCCACAAAUCUCAUGGAUGGAUCCAGAGUGGCCGGCCAUGUCUAUAAACACCUGCAGGAGGAUGAGUCAACAGACAUAGAGUCCAUUAGAAGGUGUGAUUCUGCCGGUGGACGAGUCGGCGCCCUCCUCAGCAGGACCUCGCUCUCUCACUUCGCAGCCAGAAAGGGAUGGACCGAGGUCCCCUGCACCCGCCUGGAUAAGGGAACAACCUUCCUUCCACCUUCUCUGCACACCCGAUCCGUGCCCAUCAUCCCUUCGCUCCAAGCGUGCGACCUUGAGGCGGGGAAUGCGGACACGAGUGACCGCAACCGAGGCGGGCUCCUGAAGUGGCACCCCAUGCUGGCUGGAAAGACAACGGUGCCCAUUAGCAAAUCUCCCUCUCCCCCCUGCGAGACUGUGGCACAGGCGCCCGGUGUUAUGCCCAGCAGUGUUAGCCCUCCUACCGCCACCAUCACACUGGGGUCGGAGAAGAAUCUCUGUGCCGCACAAAUACCCUGCUCCAUUGAAAUUACAGUGGAGCUCGCGAAGGAAUUAAAAGAGAAAAGCCUGUCUGGGUCUCAGAGCGAGAUCCGCCGCGGUGGCACAAACACUCUCAAGGCUGGGACUGUGCGGGAGUCGGAAGGGAAGAGUGUCCAAUACUCAGCCAGAGUUCUGCACACGAGCAGUGGGACCAGAGGUUUGAAGGCAGCAGGCCAAAGAGAAGCCCAGGGACAGUGCCAAGGUCAGACAUCCCCCAUGUACGGAGGCGCAUACUGCUCCAUGGCCACCAAAGGACCCAGCUGCAGAGGAACUGGAAACGCUUACGCCAAGCCCUCUGCAAGCUGAUUGGAUUAACUCUGUAAAGCUUCAAAGACAAUGUUUCCAAUAACUCUUUACCUUUGCUGGUGGCACAGGAUGGUUGGCAGG
Messenger RNA from Chelmon rostratus (copperband butterflyfish), 2409 nucleotides. It is a transcript of the gene nrg3b, whose product is annotated as neuregulin 3b. The record is from RefSeq and is a predicted model, not a curated record. Gene Ontology annotation, biological process: nervous system development; intracellular signal transduction; animal organ development. The transcript has 9 exons. Gene Ontology annotation, molecular function: chemorepellent activity. The coding region runs from base 1 to 2328 and encodes 775 amino acids. Lineage: Eukaryota; Metazoa; Chordata; Actinopteri; Chaetodontiformes; Chaetodontidae.